This is a messenger RNA of Cephus cinctus (wheat stem sawfly), 4421 nucleotides long. RefSeq names its product N-acetylgalactosaminyltransferase 6. NCBI's taxonomy places the organism in Eukaryota, Metazoa, Arthropoda, Insecta, Hymenoptera, Cephidae. The record is from RefSeq and is a predicted model, not a curated record. Gene Ontology annotation, cellular component: Golgi apparatus. The transcript is spliced from 2 exons. The coding region runs from base 286 to 2082 and encodes 598 amino acids.
GUACAUAUACUUGAUGUUAAUAGCCAAUAAGAUAUCAUAUUUUUGAUGGAGCUAUGAGAUGUGACCAAUUAUAUUCCUCUUUCUAUCUGUCAAAUGUAAUUUAACAGAAAAUGGCGACAAGAUACAACUUGUCAAGAGAACAAGAAAACUCCGUGACCGUGUGCUGUAAUGUUAAGUUGUUAAAUCUUAUCUAUCGUGUUGUGAUAAAUGAAAAAAUGUCAGAAAUGAGGCAAUAAGUCGUAACAUUGCCAGGUGUACAAGCUGCGAAAUGAACGAGCCGUGACAAUGAGACGGAACAUCGUUAGUCUAAUAAAAUUCUUCUUUCUGGCCGUGUGUACAGUUUUAUUGACCGUCAUUAUCUUUCGAUACAUUCGUGGCACUCGAAUUAACUCAAAUCUAGUUCAAGCAGCUGUAAUUAGAUCGCCUGUUUUGGAAAAUGACUCAAACAUCAUUCAAGAGGAUAUCAAAAUUGACUGGCACAACUAUGAACACAUUGCUGAAGAAUCAAAACGAACUGGAACAGGCGAACAUGGAAAACCAGCAUUUUUAUCACCAUCAAUGAAAAAUGUCAAAGAGAAGCUAUACCAAGUAAAUGGUUUCAAUGCUGCACUUAGUGAUGAGAUUUCUGUGAAUCGAUCAGUACCAGAUAUUCGACACUCAGAUUGCCAUAAAAAGAAAUACUACAAAAACCUUGACCCUGUAUCAGUAAUUGUAUCUUUUCAUAAUGAACACUUAAGCACAUUGCUACGCACUUGUUGGAGCAUCGUGAAUCGCUCACCACCAAGUUUACUUAAAGAGAUUAUAUUAGUCGAUGACGCGAGCUCCAAGCAGGAGUUAAAGUCAAAACUAGAUGAAUAUGUUGCACAGAAUUUACCCAAAGUUAAAAUAGUACGGCUUCGAAAUCGUUCUGGACUUAUACGAGGCAGAUUAGCAGGAGCAGAAAUAGCUCGUGCAAGUAUAUUGGUUUUUUUGGAUUCGCAUAGCGAAACGAACGUUAAUUGGCUACCCCCUUUACUUGAUCCAAUUGCAAAAGAUUAUCGAACAUGCGUUUGUCCAUUCAUUGACGUCAUUGCAUAUGAAACUUUUGAGUAUAGAGCACAAGAUGAAGGUGCUCGAGGAGCUUUUGACUGGGAACUUUAUUACAAACGUUUGCCUUUGCUUCCGGAAGAUCUUAAGCAUCCUUCUGAGCCGUUCGCAAGUCCUGUAAUGGCUGGUGGUUUGUUUGCCAUUAGUGCUAAGUUUUUUUGGGAAUUAGGAGGCUACGAUCCUGGUCUUGAUAUUUGGGGUGGAGAGCAGUACGAACUCUCUUUCAAGAUAUGGCAAUGUGGUGGACAAAUGUUAGAUGCUCCUUGUUCUCGUGUAGGACACAUUUACCGAAAAUUUCCACCAUUUCAUAAUCCAGGCCGUGGUGACUUCCUUGGAAAGAAUUAUAAGAGAGUCGCUGAGGUGUGGAUGGAUGAGUAUGCAGAAUUUAUCUACAGAAGACGACCGCAUCUCAGGGCUUUGGAUCCUGGUGAUCUGACAAAACAGAAGGCACUCCGAGCAAAUCUUCAUUGUAAACCGUUCAAAUGGUUUAUGGAAAACGUAGCCUUUGAUCUCGUUGAAGUUUAUCCACCGAUCGAACCGGACGAUUUCGCUUUUGGCGAAAUACGGAACAUCGCAGCACCAGAUCUCUGCCUCGACAGUAAGGGGCGAAAACGUGACGAAAGUAUAUCAGUGGAUUUGUGUCGCAAAGAUAAUCCGAAAAUAUAUGGAGAGCAGGAAUUUCGACUGACAUGGCAUAAGGAUAUAAGACCCAAAGGACGAACUGACUGUUUGGACGUUUCCAAAGGUGAAGCAAAAGCACCAGUAACCCUAUAUCCCUGCCAUGGGAAACAGGGUAAUCAGUUAUGGAGAUACGAUGUCGCAAAACAGUGGCUCACUCAUGGAUAUGCAUCGCGUUGCUUAGAUUUGGACCCCGCAGCCAAACGAGUCUUUGUCGACUAUUGUGACUCAGCUUCAAGUACACAAAAGUGGCGUAUUGAAAAUGUUAACAUGAAAGCUAUUAACGACUGGGAGAACGUCGGUCCAAAAGUGCGCUAAGAAGAUUUAUUUCAUUUGUUGGUCGUAGGAAGAACAAUGAAAUACUUGAGAUGAUUGCAGGAUUCUUGUUCAAUUAAGGAGUAAAUAGACGAUUUUUUUGGUAAUUUCUGAUACUUGAUUUUCUACUUUUCUUGCAUGACACGUAAUUUUUUUUAUAGUAAUAUUCGCACUCUUUUUGUUCGAGAAUAAUAUAAUUUCAUUAGUACUAUUUUACUCAAGGAUUCAAAGUUCAAAGUAAAUUUUUCAUAAGAAAACCAGUUUAAAGACAGUGCCACGUCGAUACAAGUGAUGCAGGGUCAAGAAUGCAUUUUCAAAAAUGUAAAAGGAUUUUACAGUUUUGCUCAACUACGAUUACUUUUCUAUUUCUAAUUUUAAGCAUUGUAUCGAUGUCUCGUACAACCGAUCUGUGAAAGCUACCUUCCAUUUGUAAACAAAUUGUGCUACUUGUAAUAAGUUUUCUUUAUUGUUAAUUGUACUAAUUGCAUAAUAUUGCAUCCAGUUGAAUACAAUUCGGCAUAAGAAACAUUUUGGAGAAAAAAAUGUAUCGUAUUGCCGUCGAAUGCGACACAAAUCAUUAUAUAGGAUUAUCAGUGAUUAUGCGAAGGCAACAUAUUUCUUCGUUUGAGCAAUAAAAAGGUUUAGAGAAAAAUAUCUCAUGCUAUAAAUGAGUGAUAUACUUUUUUAUGGCUCGUAACCUUUGUUUAGAAAUAAAUUGCUAUUUAUUCAUGUUCAUUAUAAGAUUUUUACAUUAAUAUUAUUUUCCUAUGUUUAAUUGUUGAUGGAGUAAAGGAGAAAGUCAAAUUCUAGAAGCUUAAUUUGCAAGUUUUGUAUACAAUUAUUUAUAUCUAAUCGGUUUUUUGUCAAUGGUGACUUGGAAGUGAUUCGUUUUCAUUUUUUUUUCUUUUUUUUGUUUUUUUUUUAUUAACGAAAAUGCCACUACGAUGAUGAAUGAUUUUAAUUUUAAAAAUUAGUUUGCGAUAUCUAUCAAUGUCAAAAUCUACGUUGAACUUGUUUGGCUAGAGUGAAGAAAGUUGCUACUAUUGGCUAGUCAUUGGUAAUAAUAUUUCAAAGGAUUCGUACGAGGAAAAACGAAAAUUCGUCAUCCGCUGUGCCUUAAUGUUGUUAAUUGUCACAAAUGUCAUGGGAAUAUUAAAACUAGUUAGAAUAAUUUCUAUUUAACAUGAGACAGUUUAUUCAUGUAAGGAAACGCAUUUGUAUUUAAGAAUUGAUAAAAAUUAAAUUUUAUUGUUAGAUGUUAAACACAAAGUUAAACGUUCUUCUUUUAUUAUAAUAUUUGCGUUUUGGCUAUUCGCACUGUAUAAAAUAAAGAUAUAUACCAGAGUGAUUUAUGGGAAGUUGCGGCUUCACUUGUGCGUCGGCACCGAGGAGACACCAAUAAAGAAGGCCAAGCUUUACCGGACUUUGUGUUUGACUUGUGGGCAGUGGGCAUAAUUCGCAAGGGAGAUGCUGGAAGCGGCAUAGAAAUGUUGGAGGAGGUUGAAAUGCCAUAUAAUUCAUUUCAGACCCGGAAUACAGGGGGGUUGGUUGUUACAAAUAUCAUCUCGGUGGCGAUGCGAGUUGAGGUUAGUAAUUAAGGUAAUUGAACAGUGACAAUAACGUUCGAGCUAGACCAAGUCAAAACUGUAAAGAAAGUUAUUGUCAAUGCGGUCAAUGAGUUUCGUCAGUCUACAAGCUAAGUCAUACCCGAAUUCAUAACUAUUCAUGAAUCACCAUGUAUACGAAAACAAUUGACAUAAGCAACGAGCUUUAUGAACAAGUAGAUUUUGACAAGUUUCUGCCAUAUUUGGAGCCAUAAAUUAUACGUUUAUAUAAGUAUACAUAUUAUAUAAUAUUGAUAUCUGUAAAGAUAAAAAUGUAAAGAACAAGUGAGAGUAAAAAAAAGAAUUCAGCCAGCGUACAUCUGUGUAAAUUAUAAUAUACACUUAUAAAAUAUAAGAUUUUAAAAAAUGUACGCAAUAUUUUCAUGAUCUAAACAGUAUCACUUUUUUUCAAGUGCAAUCUUGCCGUUACAGUGCAAACCCAAGUGUUUGUAGCCGAGUAUGUGAUUCCCUAUCAUUUCUAUGCUAGUCACUUUUUAUAUACCUACAAGUAUAUUGUUAUUUUCACGAAUUACAGCGUAAAGGCAAGCGACUUAUAAGUAGUUAAAAAGUGACUACCAUAGAAAGGAUAAGAAAUCAUACACUUGGAGUUGCACUGUAAACAAUCCAUGUUGAUCUAUUAAGUGAUAAUGCGACUUGGGUAAAUAGACUACAUAUUUUUAUAGCAAACUAUGUAACGGUAUAAGAGGUUAUAAUAAAUUUUUAAGAAAGUCAAAGAGA